Medicago truncatula (barrel medic) is the source of this 1504-nucleotide messenger RNA. RefSeq names its product WAT1-related protein At3g30340. The record is from RefSeq and is a predicted model, not a curated record. Gene Ontology annotation, molecular function: transmembrane transporter activity. Gene Ontology annotation, cellular component: membrane. Lineage: Eukaryota; Viridiplantae; Streptophyta; Magnoliopsida; Fabales; Fabaceae. The coding region runs from base 52 to 1092 and encodes 346 amino acids. The transcript is spliced from 6 exons.
AUUCCUUUCAAAACUUAACAACAAAUUACAAAAUUGAAAAAGGAAAGAUUCAUGAUGUCAAUGAACUGUCAUGAAUUGUGCAAACCAGUUACUAUCUUGAUUCUAGUGAACUUAGCUCUUGCUUUUGUCAAUUUACUUCUUAAAAUGGUUCUCAAUGAAGGAAUGGACUACAUGUCCAUUGUAACAUAUCGACAGGCUAUUUCAUUUAUCUUCAUGGCACCUAUUGCAUGGUUCUAUGAAAGGAAACACAAACCGGAGGCUCACAUAAUAUGUCUCCUUUUUCUCUCAGCUCUUAUCGGUGUAACACUCCCCCAAUAUUUGUUUCUUCUUGGACUUGAGUAUACAUCUGCCACAUUCUCUUGUGCAUUCCUCAACAUGGUGCCUGUAUUUACGUUCAUCAUGUCACUUCCAUUUGGGAUAGAGAAGGUGAACAUGAAAAGCAAGAGUGGCAAAGCCAAAAUCUUGGGAACUAUUGUGUGCAUUGGUGGAGUUUUGUUAUUAGCCCUUUAUAAAGGAAUUUCCUUUAACAACCCACAGUCUCAACAUGUAGCAAAUACAUAUACAAGUGUACCACCAGCUGCAAAGUUAGAGAAAUGGAUUAUAGGUUCAAUACUUCUGACUGCAGGUAGCCUCUUGUGGUCUUCAUGGUUUGUUAUACAAGAAAAGAUUAGCAAAAAGUAUCCAUGUCAAUACUCUGGCACUGCUAUUUUGUCACUUUUUGCUGCUAUUCAAUCAACAAUAUUAACUUUGGUCAUCAAGAGAAACAACGCCUCAUGGAUCAUCAAAGGAAAGCUAGAAAUAAUGUGUUUAAUAUAUGCUGGAAUGGUGGGGUCAGGCAUGUGCUAUGUGGCAAUGUCAUGGUGCGUCAAACAAAGGGGUCCAGUUUUUACUGCAGCAUUUACCCCUCUUUUACAGAUAUAUGUGGCUGUCCUUGAUUUCUCUAUACUAAAGGAGGAAAUAUACUUAGGAAGUAUUGCAGGAUCUGCAUUGGUUAUUGUUGGCAUGUAUAUUCUUUUAUGGGGAAAGAGUAUGGAGGGAGAGCAACGUGUCAUGAAGGAUACACAAGCAAAUCAAGAUGUAGAAUGUCAAUGACAAAUCCACCAAUCACAAUAUGAAUGAAUACUAUUGUACUAUACUCUGUAAUGCAAGGGAUAGUCAAAAUUAUUCUCUAAGAUAUAGAAAAGUAAUAAUAAAAUAAAGGGAAAUGCUAACUUGAGACCUUAAGGCACAAACACAAGUUAAGAAGCCAAAUAUAGAAACAUAAUCUUGGAAAUUGUGUAUUCAUUAUUUUAAAAAGUUUAAAAUUUUAUUUUGUUAAGUCAAAACUUAUGUUUUAAUUCCAUUUUUAGAUCAUUAACUUGUGCCCCAAGUUAGCAUGACCCUAAGAUAAAUGCUUCGUUUACUUUUCAUGUAUCUUAAAAAACUGUGCUAUACAAAAGUUGUUUCACAAAAGCAUGUAGAAUGGUAUAACAGUAUUAGACUAUUAAGUAUUUUGAAUAUUUUC